AUGCCCAAGGCAGAGGCCGGCACGGUCAAGCACCUCAACAACAAGCUCAAGUCCAAGGGCCUGCAACGACUACGAUGGUUCUGCCAGGUCUGCGAGAAGCAGUGCCGCGAUGCCAACGGCUUCAAGAUGCACACGCAGUCCGAGAGCCACGUGCGGCAGAUGCUCGUCGUCGGCGAGGACCCCAAAAAGUUCAUCAACGAGUUCAGCAACCAGUUCCUCUCCGACUUCGUCCAGCUGCUCAAGACGGGCCACGGCGAGAAGCAGGUGCACAUCAACCACUUCUAUCAGGAGUACAUCGCCAACAAGGAGCACAUCCACAUGAACGCGACGAAGUGGCCGUCGCUGACCGAGUUCGCCAAGCACCUCGGCCGCGAGGGCAUCUGCCGCGUCGAGGAGAACGACAAGGGCAUACACAUCACGUGGGUGGACAACUCGCCGGACGCGCUGCGCCGGCAGGAGGCGCUGCGCAGGAAGGAGGCCCAAAACCAGGGCGACGAGGAGGUGGAGCAGCGCAUGAUCAGAGAGCAGAUCAAGCGCGCGCAGGCCGCGCGCAGCGGUGAGGAGGGCGCGGAGCUGGAUGCCGAGGACCGUGAGCUCAAGAGACAGGAGGGCGAAAAGAUUACGCUAUCCUUUGGUAGCAGUAAGCCCAAGACGACGACGACGACGACGACAGCCGACAAGGACCCUACAGGGACGCCCAGUAAAGAUGAGAGCGAGGCCAAGGCUGAAGAUAAUGUUGCUGCUACCACCGCGACAGAGGCAAAGAAGCCUGGCGGCUUCUCCUUCAAGGCUGCCGGUAAGGCACCCGUCAAGAACGUCUUUGCGCAGGCCAAGAAGAACGCGCUGGCCGGUGGCGGCGGGAAGAAGGCCUCGGGGUUCGAGCAGCCAAAGAAGAUGAGCGAGGCGGAGCGCAUCAUGCGCCAGGAAAUGGACCGCAAGCGCGCGCGCGACGGCUCGGGCACGGGCAAUCCGCUGAAGAAGCAAAGGAGCAGCUAA
This is a messenger RNA of Cordyceps fumosorosea ARSEF 2679, 996 nucleotides long. RefSeq names its product C2H2 finger domain-containing protein. Gene Ontology annotation, biological process: DNA damage response; DNA replication. The record is from RefSeq and is a predicted model, not a curated record. Gene Ontology annotation, molecular function: double-stranded DNA binding. Gene Ontology annotation, cellular component: nucleus. The transcript has a single exon. Lineage: Eukaryota; Fungi; Ascomycota; Sordariomycetes; Hypocreales; Cordycipitaceae. The coding region runs from base 1 to 996 and encodes 331 amino acids.